Leptopilina heterotoma is the source of this 434-nucleotide messenger RNA. RefSeq names its product ERC protein 2-like. Gene Ontology annotation, molecular function: structural constituent of presynaptic active zone. Gene Ontology annotation, cellular component: cytoskeleton of presynaptic active zone. Gene Ontology annotation, biological process: neuromuscular synaptic transmission; maintenance of presynaptic active zone structure; regulation of synaptic plasticity. The transcript is spliced from 2 exons. Lineage: Eukaryota; Metazoa; Arthropoda; Insecta; Hymenoptera; Figitidae. The record is from RefSeq and is a predicted model, not a curated record. The coding region runs from base 85 to 306 and encodes 73 amino acids.
UAAGGAUAUCUCAUCCACUGAUGCACUUCCGAGUCUCUACCUAUCCUUCGUUUUCCUCUACGUUACGUAACGAAGUCUGUUGUUAUGCUGGAUGAACUAAGAACAGAAGUGCAGCGUCGGGACCAGGAACUUUUAGGAAUGUCUGCCAAAAUGAGGACCUUGGAGGAACAACAUCAGGACUACCAGAGACACAUAGCCGUCCUUAAGGAAUCCCUUUGUGCCAAGGAGGAACAUUACAAUAUGCUCCAGGCUGAUGUAAGACAUUCUUUUUUUCAAAAUCAAUCUCACAAGCACAAAAAAAAAUAAAAUUUCGAGUGCGAAGAGUGCCGCACAGUGGGGCCAAAUGUGCUUUUUGUGUCAAAAUCAAUCUAGAGGUCACAAUUUUCAUUCAAACUAAGCAAUUUUUUUUUAAAUCUUCGUUACUAAAUUCUCUA